Molecule: messenger RNA, 3890 nt
Organism: Varanus komodoensis (Komodo dragon)
Lineage: Eukaryota; Metazoa; Chordata; Lepidosauria; Squamata; Varanidae
Gene: MIB2
Product: MIB E3 ubiquitin protein ligase 2
Exons: 19
Coding region: 204-3068 (954 amino acids)
Biological process (GO): protein ubiquitination
Cellular component (GO): cytoplasm
Molecular function (GO): protein binding; ubiquitin-protein transferase activity; zinc ion binding
Source: RefSeq, a predicted model, not a curated record
GCUGCCCAAGAGAAGGAAGAGGGGUAGGGGGCUGCAAGGUCGCGGAGGAGCGGUGCCCCGGCUGCUGGAAACGAAGGCAGGCGACCCCAGAGCGGACCCUGGAGCUUGCUUUGGCCAGAAACUUCGCAGCUCUGUCGAUGCUUUGCCCCCGGGGCCGUGACUGUGCUGGCCGGGGGUCGUGCUGAGGCGGCCCGCCCCCAGCGAUGGACUCGGACCCCAAUGCGAGCAUGCAGGUCGGCAUGCGGGUGGUCCGCGGGGUGGACUGGAAAUGGAGCAACCAGGACAACGGCGAGGGCAACGUCGGGACGGUGGUGGAGAUCGGCCGGCAGGGCAGCCCGACGACCCCCGAUAAGACUGUGGUAGUUCAGUGGGACCACGGGACUCGGACCAACUAUCGGACCGGCUUCCAAGGAUCGUACGACCUGCUGCUGUAUGAUAAUGCACAAAUAGGUGUCCGCCACCCGAACAUCAUCUGCGACUGCUGCAAGAAGCACGGGAUCCGUGGGAUGCGGUGGAAGUGCAAGAUCUGCUUCGACUACGACCUGUGCAUGCACUGCUACAUGAGCAACAAGCACGAAGUCGCCCACGCCUUCGAGCGCUACGAGACGGCUCACUCGCGGCCAGUCACCGUGAGUCCACGGCAGAACUUGAACCGCAUCGCAUUAAAGGGGACCUUCCAGGGUGCGAAAGUGGUUCGCGGCCCCGACUGGGAAUGGGGUAACCAGGAUGGUGGUGAAGGCAAGACUGGGAGAGUGGUCGACAUCCGUGGUUGGGAUGUGGAGACCGGGAGGAGCGUGGCCAGCGUCACGUGGGCAGAUGGCACCACGAACGUGUACCGAGUCGGGCACAAAGGAAAAGUGGACCUGAAGUGCAUUGCAGAAGCAUCCGGGGGGUUUUACUACAAGGAGCAUCUCCCCAAAUUAGGUAAACCCGCUGAGCUGCAGAAAAAGGAGAGCACGGAGAGACACCCGUUCCAGCACGGGGACAAGGUGAAGUGCCUUCUGGACAUCGACAUCUUACGAGAGAUGCAAGAGGGACACGGGGGCUGGAACCCAAAAAUGGCCGAGUUCAUUGGCCAAACAGGAACCGUGCACCGGAUCACAGACAGAGGAGACGUGAGAGUCCAGUUCAGCAACGACACACGGUGGACGUUUCACCCUGGUGCUCUGACGAAGCUGAACAUGUUUUGGGUGGAUGACGUGGUCCGGGUGAUAGAUGAUGUGGAAAGAGUCAAACAGUUUCAAGCUGGCCAUGGGGAAUGGACUGACGAAAUGACCCCGAUCCUGGGCCAUGUUGGCAAGGUGAUCAAAGUGUUUGGCGAUGGAGACUUGCGGGUGUCUUUCGCAGGCCAGUCCUGGACUUUCAACCCUGCCUGUCUGACGGCGCACCAGAGGGAGGAGGAUGCCAACCUAAUGACCACUGAGGACGCUAAAGAAUCUAAAAGCACGCUGCUGUCCGUGCUUGGAAGACUGCUUUCCCAGAAGAUGGAGUCCGACAACCCUGGCCGCCUGGUCGUAGAAGCUGCACAUGGGAGCAUCCCAAAAGUCUGGGACCUGGUUCAGAAAUACCCAGACAAGGUAGAUGUCAAAAACCAGGGCAGAACAGCCUUGCAGGUGGCCUGCUACCUGGGCCAGGUGGAAGUGGUCAAGAUCUUGCUGCAGGCACAUGCCAACAUUAACCUGCGUGACGAAGAAGGGGACACGGCCCUUCAUUACGCGGCUUUUGGGAACCAAGCCGAGAUCGCCCGCAUGCUGGUCAGCAAAGGCGCCAACGCGGACCUCUUGAACAACUCCAAGUGCACGGCCCUGUACAUCGCGGUCAACAAAGGCUUCACGGAAGUUGUGCAGGCCUUGUGUGAGCACAACUGCGCCAUUAACCUGCCGGAUUCGUACGGCGACACCCCGCUGCAUUACGCCAUCACCGCCGACUUCAAGUGCAUCAUCGAGACACUCACGGACGUCCCGAAUAUCGAUUUCACCAUCCAGAACCAGCAAGGUUUCAACCUGUUACACCACGCAGCCCUGAAGGGAAACAAAGUAGCCAUCAAGAAGAUCUUGGCAAGAGCCCGGCAGCUGGUCGAUGCCAAGAAGGAAGAUGGAUUCACUGCUCUGCAUCUCGCUGCCUUGAACAGCCACCGAGACGUGGCUGAGCUCUUGAUCAGAGAGGGCCGCUGUGACGUGAACGUCAAGAACAACCGCAACCAGACGCCCCUGCACCUGGCGGUCACUCAGGGCCACAUGGACAUGGUGCAGCUGCUGGUGAGCGAGGGCUGUGACGUCAACGCCGAGGACGAGGACGGGGACACGGCCAUGCACGUCGUCCUGGAGAGAGAGCACCUCAUGACGGUCAUGGUGGAGGAGCAGCAGCAAGACGGGGAGGAGAGCCUCUUCUCCAAGCUCCGGGCUUCGGGGUUCCUUGGCAGCCACGAGCUGAACGUGGGGACCGCGAUCGCCUGCUACUUGGCUCAGGAGGGUGCCGACGUGAACUAUGCCAACCACCGAGGCAAGUGCCCCCUGGACCUCGUCUCCGACGGAAGCACCCUGCUGCUCAUCAAGAACUUUGCCCAGAAGUUCAGGGAGCAGCAGGACAGCUCCGAGGCCUCCACGAUGACCCGCAGCCUGAGACGAGUUCACACAACCCCCAACACUAUGACCAACCUCAGCGUGACCAAGGUGGCGGCCCGCUCGGAGUGCCUGGUCUGCUCAGAGCUGGCGGUCCUCAUUUGCUUCGUCCCCUGCCAGCACAGCAUCGUGUGCGAAGAGUGUUCUAGAAGAAUGAAGAAAUGCAUCAAAUGCCAAGUGACGAUUGCCAAGAAGCUAAAGCAAGAUAGCUCGGAGGUGGAGUGCAGCUCCUGUUCGGAAACGACGGACCAGAAAAAACUCAUGGAGGACCUGCAGAACCGUUACCGGCAGAUGGAAGAGCGUAUCACGUGUCCCAUCUGCAUCGACAACCAAAUCAAACUGAUCUUCCAGUGUGGGCACGGCUCGUGCCAGGAGUGCGGCACAGCCCUGGACGUUUGCCCCAUUUGCCGACAGACUAUCCGCGAAAGGAUACACAUCUUCGUCUGAGAGUCGCUCUUUCAGACUCUGCAUCCCCGCAGCUCGCCAGCACCCCCAGAAACGCAUUUUUUGAUCCGUGUUCGUUUCCCUUUUCUUUGGUUCAGAAUCACAGCUGCCCUGGUGCGUUAAAAGAAGGGGCGAGGGGUGUGUACGGAAAGCUGGCUUCAGCAGGGGCCAAGUCGCCCUUUGCUGCUUUCUUUCUCUCGGUAUUAACUACAACAGGUGAGAUGCAGAGCCGACUCAACAGGGACUGGUUGGAGACUGUAGGUUUUGGUAUGAAGCCUUUAGUUGUGUGGGAGAAACACAUGACCUUCGAAAGUUGGCAAGUUUCAUUCCGUUGUGGAAAAGCAAUAUUUUCUGCACUUUAAAAAGGCAGGGUUUCAUUUGGGCACCUUCCUUUCAGCAGAAGGGCUGAUCCAGCGCAAGUGUACACAAACAACCACACUCUUUUGUGGGGUGGGGAUUAAAGAACCGCCGGACUUUCUGGGCCAUCGGCGGGCUCUGAUAUAAGAAGCAGACACGGACGACAUUCAGCGAGUGUGAGGAGAAACGUGUCUGCCUUUGUGGUAAAAGCUGCCCUGGCAAAUGAAGUAUUCUUCUAUUGAGUGUUUUUUUUUCACAGCUUGUUGUUUUGGAUUCGUAACGCCCAAAGCAGUUGUCCGUUCUCCAGCCAAGGUGUGUUUCAAAAAAAAAGUUUGAGAAAUUGCAAUAAAAGUCAGAAUUGGUGGGGAAAGGAAACUUCUGGUUUUGGCUGGCAGAUUUUGAGAGUCUCUGUACAUGGGUGAUGCUGAGUAUUAAAAAGUUGCGGCGUUCAGGGCCGAAGAAUAGAAA